AAAGAAAAGAAAAAAAAAAAAAAAGACCAGGAUUCCCAUCCAAGUCCUCCUCUUAAGCCUUUACUUUCGUCCCUUGGCUUUGCUUCGCCUUUUCUUGAUUUCCUCCCAAGACUUUUCGCCCCUCGUCCGGUGUCUUGGACUCUUGGUACGCCGCCCAUCGUCUUUCCGAUUCAUCCCCGCCUAGUACUUCCUGGAGCAGUACAUGCAUCUGCGACUCCUGAACGUGAUUUCCUUUUCCCAUUCCAUCGACUCCUUCCACCUGCGGUUCGUCCGCUCCAUCAAAUGGCGGAGUACAACACAACCCAGGCCGCGGGCCGUAGGCCCUCCUUCACCUCCGACCAGCUCGAUCCGGCCAAUGACAAGGUGAAACUGGAUCCCGAGACUCAACAGCCCAUCGGAAUGGACUCUGGAUCCGAGGGAGGCGAUGUCGGAAGACAAAUCGAACUGGAGGCCGGGAACUCGAUCAAGUAUCGCACUUGCAGUUGGCAAAAGACCGCGGCGCUGCUUUUCUCCGAGUAUAUCUGUCUUGCGAUCAUGUCGUUUCCCUGGUCCUACUCCGUCCUGGGUCUCGUUCCGGGGUUGAUCCUAACCGUAUUUAUCGCGGCGGUUGUACUCUAUACAUCGCUGAUUAUCUGGAGAUUUUGUUUGCGUCAUCCGAAUGUCCGCGACGUGUGUGACAUUGGGCAGCUCCUCUUCUGGGAUUCGAAAAUUGUCUGGUAUCUGACCGCCAUAAUGUUCUUGCUGAACAACACUUUCAUUCAGGGCUUGCACUGUCUGGUCGGCGCCGAGUACUUAAACACGGUCACCGGCCAUCCCACCUGCUCAAUCGUGUUUGCCCUGGUGACGGCUAUUGUGUCCCUUAUCUUCUCGCUCCCGCGCACAUUUAGCACGCUGUCGAAAGUGGCAACCUUCUCGGCUCUGACUACCUUCAUCUCGGUUCUGCUGGCCAUGAUCUUUGCCGGAAUUGAGGAUCAUCCCGCGGGCUACAGCGCUAAAUUGGGCGAGCCCAUUAUAACGGCCAUCCCUGUGAAGGGGACAACCUUCGUCUCCGGCGUCAGCGCUUUCUUGAACAUCAGCUAUACCUUCAUUGGUCAGAUCACCCUGCCAAGUUUCAUCGCCGAAAUGAAGGAACCCAGGGAUUUCUGGAAGUCGGUAACUGCGGUCACGAUCGCAGAAAUCAUCGUAUUCAGCUUGGCGGGAUCUAUUGUGUAUGUCUACACCGGUAAUCAGUACAUGACUGCGCCGGCAUUUGGUUCGCUGGGAAAUGAGGUCUACAAGAAGGUGUCUUUCUCCUUCAUGGUCCCGACCUUGAUCUUCCUCGGAGUGCUGUAUGCCUCGGUGUCUGCGCGCUUCGUCUUCUUCCGCCUGUUCGACGGAACUCGUCACAAGGGCAAUCAUACUGUGGUCGGCUGGGCCGCAUGGACCGGUAUUCUGGUUGUCCUGUGGGUCUUGGCCUUUAUCAUCUCCCAGGUCAUUCCAUUCUUUUCCGACUUGCUCUCCAUCAUGAGUUCGCUCUUCGACUCCUUCUUCGGCUUCAUUUUCUGGGGCGUCGCGUACCUCCGGAUGAGGCGGGAGGACUACGGGCCGGGGUUCUAUAAGAACCGAGGCAUUCGAGGCUGGGCCGGAGCCAUACUGAACGUCGGCCUGAUUGGCGUGGGGCUCUUUUUCCUGGGACCAGGUACCUACGUAAGUUUUUCUCAUCCUGUUAUCUGUCAGAGCGCAGGCUUACUAACGAGAUACCAGGCUUCUAUCGAGAGUGUAAUCUUAAACUAUCGGGCUGGAACCGUCGGAAGCCCCUUUUCCUGCGCCAAUAACGGACUCUAAUGAUAGUUUCCAUGACAUGUUUGGUUUUGUUUGCUGUACUGUUUCCAGAAAAUAGCUGGGAUUUGUGUUGUGAUGUCGAAUACACCUCGAGAGAAGGGCGGUGCUAAUGUCGAAGGACCUGGAAGGCCGGAUUCAUUUGAUGCGGGCAGAUCUUCCGUUUCUACGCAGGGAUCUUGUCGUUUUUCAACUGCCCAACCUUUAUUGUCAUGGGUCAAUACAAAAUAACCUACUGCUCGCGAGCAAGAAAGCCCUGUAGAUCAGCCGGAAGCUGGUCUGCUGAAAGAAAAAGGGCUUGGAGACCACCCCAGACCCAGGGUGGGAUUAUGGAUGAUGCAGUGCUGCUUCUGUCCCUUGCUCGCAGCAGAUCCUGGGGCAUUUAUAUAUAUGUCGUCGUAGAUCACUCGCUCUACUCACGCUGUGGUAAUGUAUGGGCCGGAUCACCGCCUGGUGCGGGCACCGCCACGUCUGGGGUAGCAUGAUGAUAGAAUAGAACUGGAGGACCAGGCGCGAAAAUUAGAUAGGAUUCUGCAUUGAUAUGAUUAGACUAGCUGAUAAAACCACUUGUGUAUAUAGAAGAUCCUGGAGUUCAACUCUGAAGAAUUGGAUUAUAGUCGGAGCGGAUGCUUGAAGCUAAAUCAAACGAUGUCCCUGUUAUUCGAUUCUUAGAGAUGAUUCAGAUACUCAGACAAAUUGGCAUCAACUGAGAAUCCGUGAUAUCAUCGUGUCCACAGUCCACAGUCUAUCGUAGAUGGAGUUGCCCGACGUUGUCCGCGGGAAGACUGCCCUAUCGCCAUGUGACUUUCCCGCUAUCUCCGCAUGACCGUCCGCUCUUCAACCCUCGCGUUGCUCCUCCGGUUUUGUUUCUGUAA
Aspergillus melleus is the source of this 2693-nucleotide messenger RNA. Its product is annotated as putative neutral amino acid permease. The record is from RefSeq and is a predicted model, not a curated record. Gene Ontology annotation, biological process: amino acid transmembrane transport. The coding region runs from base 283 to 1824 and encodes 513 amino acids. NCBI's taxonomy places the organism in Eukaryota, Fungi, Ascomycota, Eurotiomycetes, Eurotiales, Aspergillaceae. Gene Ontology annotation, molecular function: amino acid transmembrane transporter activity. The transcript is spliced from 5 exons. Gene Ontology annotation, cellular component: vacuolar membrane.